This is a messenger RNA of Anguilla rostrata (American eel), 9455 nucleotides long. RefSeq names its product latent-transforming growth factor beta-binding protein 4. Gene Ontology annotation, molecular function: calcium ion binding. The coding region runs from base 308 to 7948 and encodes 2546 amino acids. Lineage: Eukaryota; Metazoa; Chordata; Actinopteri; Anguilliformes; Anguillidae. The record is from RefSeq and is a predicted model, not a curated record. The transcript has 48 exons.
UCUAUAAACUUCAAAAAGACACUGACAAAAGCACGGACUCGCUUAAAAUAACACAAACCAUUCAGCACACAUUGUUAUGGAGUGAAAUUUUAUUUAUUUAACUUUAUUUAAUCAUGCAAUGAGCUGAAAAUAUAUCAGUAAGCACUGUUACAAGCAAACAAUAAGCAUAUUGUUCCAGCAAUCAUUGUCCUUUUCUCGGCAGCUUCAGAUUUAUGUUUCCCAAUCUUGCGGAACAGAAUCUCUGUAUUUGGAUCAAUUCUGGAAACUGUGGAGUUCUUGAGAUGCUAGACUAAAUCUCAAACAGAACAUGGUAAACCGGAGGACGGCACGUCUUGAUUUGCUCGCAUUGACAUUUGUGGUGUUUUUAACACUUUCGAAAGGAUUUGAUACCACAACUGGAAGGCAUGUCAGCCGCACCGCAGUGUACGAGAUACAGCGCGUGCAUUGGAAAACGGAGACUAAGAACCAGCGCGCGACUGCGGAUUUGCAGGUUUAUCACCCGCAGCGGAGUGCGCCUGUCAAGUCAACGCUAAAACGCAAGUCACUGAAAUCAAAACUGCUAGCAAAAGCGAAUAAGCUGGGAACAAAUACGACAAUAACUAUUGAUUUAAAUGGACCCAACGUGUGUGGAAACAGAUGCUGCACCGGGUGGACUGCGGCUCUUAAGACAAAGAAAUGUACCAAGCCCAGGUGCUUUCCACGGUGUCAGAAUGGAGCGAUCUGCAGGCAUCCCAACACCUGCGUGUGUCGGCGGGGCUUCCACGGAUCCAGGUGUGAGCUCGCUGCUGUGACCCAUGCCCCCACCAUCGAGGUCCACCCGCGCCCCACCAGCACGCCCGCCACCCCUGUUACCACUCCCGCACGCCUGUGGACUAAUGGAGCAGGUGCCUGGGCUUCCCGGAUCCCCCCAACCUCCGCCCCCAGGCCUAGCUCCACUGCCGGUCCAACCUCCGCCCCCAGGCCUAGCUCCACUGCCGGUCCAAGCUCCACUUCCAGGCCUAGCUCCAUUGCCAGUCCAAGCUCCACUUCCGGUCCAACCUCCGCCCCCAGGCCUAGCUCCACUGCCGGUCCAACCUCCGCCCCCAGGCCUAGCUCCACUGCCGGUCCAAGCUCCACUUCCAGGCCUAGCUCCAUUGCCAGUCCCAGCUCCGCCCCCAGGCCUAGCUCCACCGCCGGUCCCAGCUCCGCCCCCAGGCCUAGCUCCACCGCCGGUCCCAGCUUUGCCCCCAGGCCAAGCUCCACCCUCAAGCCGGGUCCAAAGACACAGCAGGCUCUGCGUUGGCUGCCACUCACGUUAAGAGAGGCGCAGUCAGUGCUGCUGAAGAAGGCUCUGGCCAAUCGCGGACAGGGAGAGAAGAUGACCUCCCUCCUGCUGAAGCAUGUUGAGGCCGAGCGUGAGAAGCUCCACUCCCUUUUGGGGACCCAGACAUCCAGCGUCAAGACCAUCCACACCCAGCGCGGCCAGUACACCAUCCACGUGAUCGCCACACCAGCCGACAACCAGACCGCCGGCGGAGGAAGAGGAGGAGGGGGAGGAGGAGGAGGAGGAGGAGGAAGGGGGCUGCGAGGAGCCGAGCGCAUCAAGGUGCUCUUCACCCCCACCGUCUGCAAGGUGCGCUGCACCCAGGACCGCUGCACCAACUUCUGCGAGCGGGGCAACGUGACCACCCUGUACAGCAGCGGCGAGCAGGGGGGCCCUCUCGUCCCGGGACCCGGCUUCAGAGUCUUUCUAUGCCCCCUGCUGUGUCGGAACGGGGGCGUCUGCAUCCAGAAAGACCGCUGCCUGUGCCCGCCCAACUUUACCGGAAAGUUCUGCCACAUCCCGGUCACCGGGUCCUCCACCAAUGACAUCGAGAAGCCGCCACCCGGCCCCUCCGUGGCGGCCAAUCAGGCGGUGCUGAGGCAUUCGGAGUUCAUCCUCCCCCUGCAGAGCCAGUCGCACCCCCAGGCCAGUGCCUCGGGGACGUCCAUGGUGAAGGUGCGGGUGCAGCACCCCCCGGAGGCCACGGUCAAGAUCCACCAGGUGGUGAAGGUGGGGUACGGGCCCACGGUGAGGGAGCAGUCCGAGACGGUCACCUGGUCAGCCGGGCUCUCGGGGACCCGGAACACCGUGCAGCCGGGCCAGAGGGCGGAGGCCCCGCCCCCGCAGGUCCAGGCCCAGACCAUCCGCGGGGACUCCGUCUACACGGAGUCAUCCGGCUUCAAGUACUGCUUCCGGGAGGUCCGCAAUGGCCAGUGCAGCUCCCCCCUCCCAGGGCUGAGGAGCCAGGAGACCUGCUGUCGAGGGGCGGGACUGGCCUGGGGAAUCAACGAAUGCACCUUGUGCCCCUCUAAAACAGCAAACAGUGCCAACGGAGAGAGGAGCUGCCCCAGCGGAUUCGAGCGCAACGGCACUCAGUGCGUGGAUAUUAAUGAGUGUUUGCAGCCUGGGUUUUGCGAGAACGGAAACUGUGUCAACACUCGCGGGAGCCACUCCUGCGUGUGCAGGACGGGAUAUUUACUGGACGCGUCUCACGGGAUCUGUGUCUCCCAGAAGGUCAUUUCGGAGGACAAGGGGCAGUGCUACCGCAUCGUGAGCCAGGGGACCUGCACCCUGCCCAUCCUGAGGAACAUCACCAAGCAGAUCUGCUGCUGCAGCCGAGUGGGCAAGGCCUGGGGCAGGAGCUGCGAGAAGUGCCCGUACUUCGGCUCGGAUGGCUUUAAGGAGAUCUGCCCAGCUGGGCCUGGAUACCAAUACUCAGCCUCGGCGAACAAUUUCCACCAGAGGGCGCAAGAGCAGCUGGGCACCGCGGGGGCCUCCCUCACCCCUCAGAGUAGACCCCAGCUGCCCUCCAGCGCAGGCAGCCACACAGCUCAGAGUAGACCCCAGCUGCCCUCCAGCGCAGGCAGCCACACAGCUCAGAGUAGACCCCAGCUGCCGUCCAGCGCAGGCAGCCACACAGCUCAGAGUAGACCCCAGCUGCCGUCCAGCGCAGGCAGCCACACAGCUCAGAGUAGACCCCAGCUGCCGUCCAGCGCAGGCAGCCACACAGCUCAGAGUAGACCCCAGCUGCCAUCCAGCACAGGCAGCCACACAGCUCAGAGUAGACCCCAGCAGCCAGCUGGCAGUGCCCAGGAAGCAGCAAUCCUUCCACAGCAAACCGGUGCCACGCGAAGUGAUGGACAGCCCAUUAGGCCCCUCCCCGUUCCAGCCACGCCCCGUCCAGCUCCACCCAGGCCAGCGCUACGUGCGUGUGAGGCCGACCCCCGGAUCUGUGGGUCGGGUCGGUGCGUGAACCUGCCGGACGGAAAGCACACCUGCGUUUGUAACCCUGGUUACCAGCUGAACGCCCAGCAGGGACGGUGCCAAGACGUGGACGAGUGCAGGAGAACUCCCCCACCCUGUGACCGCGGCCAGUGUCAGAACACAGACGGGGGGUACAGAUGCACCUGUCCCACAGGAUACCGGUCAGGACCCCUGGGCACCAGCUGCAUAGAUGUGAACGAGUGUGUCCAGACCCCGCGGCUCUGUUCCCCCGGCCAGUGCCAGAAUACCCCCGGAAGCUUCCGCUGCGCUUGUCCCGCUGGCUUCCAAAGCAGCCCGCAGCAAACGCAGUGUCUCGACGUAGACGAGUGUCGCCAGGCCCCCAGCCUCUGUGCCAACGGGCGCUGUGAGAACACCCUGGGCAGCUACAGGUGUGCGUGUUCCACUGGGUACAAGCUACAGGGCAACACCUGCGCAGACAUCAACGAGUGUGAGAGCCCUUUGCAGUGCCCUGGUCAGGAGUGUGUCAACUCCCAGGGUUCUUACAGGUGUGUCGCCUGUCAGCCAGGUUUUGACCUACUCAACAGAAAAUGCUCAGACAUAGACGAGUGUCGCAAAACACCCAGCCCCUGUGCCAGCGGGCGCUGCGAGAACACCCCUGGAAGCUACAGGUGUGUGUGCCCCACAGGGUACAGGCUACAGGGCAGCACCUGCACAGACAUUAACGAGUGUGAGGACCGGUCGCAGUGCCCUGGUCAGGAGUGUGUGAACUCCCAGGGUUCUUACAGGUGUGUCACCUGCAAGCCAGGCUUCAGGCUUCUCAACAGGAAGUGCUCAGACAUCGACGAAUGCCAGCAGGCCCCCAGCCCCUGUGCCAGUAACGGACGCUGUGAGAACACCCUCGGCAGCUACAGGUGUGUGUGUUCCACUGGGUACAAGCUACAGGGCAACACCUGCACAGACAUUAACGAGUGUGAGGACCCUUUGCAGUGCCCUGGUCAGGAGUGUGUGAACUCCCAGGGUUCUUACAGGUGUGUCACCUGUCAGCCAGGGUUCAACCUGCUUAACGGCCAAUGCUCAGACAUAGACGAGUGUCAACGAACCCGCAGCCUCUGUGCUAACGGGCGCUGUGAGAACACCCUGGGCAGCUACAGGUGUGCGUGUUCCACAGGGUACAAGCUACAGGCCAACACCUGCACAGACGUUAACGAGUGUGAGGACCCCCUGAGGUGCCCUGGCCAGGAGUGUGUGAACUCUCCUGGGUCGUACAGGUGUGUCGUCUGUCGGCCGGGCUUCAGCCUGCUCAACAGUAAAUGCGCAGAUGUCGACGAGUGUCACCAGACCCGCAACCCCUGUGCCAAUGGGCGCUGUGAGAACACCCUGGGCAGCUACAGGUGUGCGUGUUCCACCGGGUACAAGCUGCAGGGCAACACCUGCGCAGACAUCGAUGAGUGCCGCCAGUCUCCCGUCCCCUGUGCCAACGGGCGCUGUGAGAACACCCCUGGGAGCUACAGGUGUGCGUGUUCCACUGGGUACAAGCUACAAGGCAACACCUGCACAGACAUAGACGAGUGUCGCCAGGCCCCUAAUGCCUGUGCCAACGGGCGCUGUGAGAACACCCUGGGCAGCUACAGGUGUGCAUGUUCCACAGGGUACAAGCUACAGGGCAACACCUGCACAGACAUAGACGAGUGUCGCCAGACCCCCAAUGUCUGUGCCAACGGGCGCUGUGAGAACACCCUGGGCAGCUACAGGUGUGCGUGUUCCACUGGGUACAAGCUACAGGGCAGCACCUGCACAGACGUAGACGAGUGUCGCCAGACCCCUAAUGUCUGUGCCAAUGGGCGCUGUGAGAACACCCUCGGCAGCUACAGGUGUGCGUGUUCCACUGGGUACAAGCUACAGGGCAACACCUGCACAGACGUGGAUGAGUGUGAGAACGCCCUGCAGUGUCCGGGACAGGAGUGCUUUAACUCCCAGGGGUCCUUCAGCUGCUCCGCCUGCAAGCCAGGCUUCAGUCUCCAAAACAGGAAGUGCCAAGACGUGGACGAGUGCCAGCGGUUUCCCCCGCCGUGUGCGAACGGGCGCUGCCACAACAGCCCCGGGAGCUACCGGUGCGAGUGCCUCAGCGGGUUCCGGCUGCAGAAUAACACCUGCACAGACGUGGACGAGUGCGAGGACCCCCUGCAGUGCCCCGGUCAGGAGUGUGUGAACUCAGAGGGCUCCUACAUCUGCAUCCCCUGCAGGGUGGGCUACACCAUGCAGAACAGGAAGUGCUCCGACGUGGACGAGUGCCGGAACCCGCGGACCUGCAGCAGGGAGAGCCGCUGCGUGAACACGGACGGGUCGUACCGCUGCGAGUGCAACGCGGGCUUCAGGGCCUCGGGCCCCGGCAGGCAGUGCAGAGACAUCAACGAGUGUGUGGAGGGGGACGUCUGUUCGCCGCGAGGCGCGUGUGUGAACUCCGAGGGGUCCUACCACUGCGUGUGCUCUGAGGGCUACCAGCCGGCCGCUAACGGAACUCGCUGUGUGGAUGUGGACGAGUGUGCCCGGCCGGGGGUUUGCCAGGACGGGCGCUGCGCCAACACCGUCGGGUCCUUCCAGUGCCAGUGCCGGGAGGGAUUCGCCCCCAACCCGGAGAGGACAGCCUGCCUGGACGUGGACGAGUGCGCCGAGCUCGGCGGGACGGUGUGCCGCGGCCAGCGAUGUGAGAACUCCAUCGGCUCCUACCACUGCAUCACCACCUGCGAGCCCGGCUACCAGCUCACAGGCAGCGGGGAGUGUGUGGACAUCAACGAGUGCGCAAACAAGACGGUCUGCGGGGAGCACGCCUUCUGCCAGAACCUGAUCGGGACGUACCACUGCAUGUGCGACCAGGGCUACGAGGCCACCAGCGAUGACAGAGGCUGCGUGGAUGAGAAUGAGUGUGUUACCAUGCAGGGGGUGUGUGGAGCAGCGCGCUGUGAGAAUGUGGAGGGCUCCUUCCUGUGCGAGUGUCCCGGAGAGGACGAGGAGUUUGACCUGCGCACGGCGCGGUGCCGGGGCAGACCGCGGCCAGGUCACCCCAUGUUCCCCGGCAGUUCCUCCUCAUCCUCAUCCUCAUCCUCCAUCUCCGAACCGGAGUCUCAGCCCCGCCCAGACUCGAGCGUCCGCCUGCCCCCGCCCCGCCCGGGGGAGGCUCGGGAGUGCUACCACAGCACGCGGGAGCAGGGCUCCUGCAACACCAUCUCCCGCAACACCACCCACCAGGAGUGCUGCUGCACCAUCGGGGAGGCCUGGGGCCUGGACUGCCAGUUCUCUCCCUGCCCCACCCCGGGGUCAGCGGAGUACCAGGAGCUUUGCCCGAGCGGAAAGGGAUAUGUUACCACAGGACCGGGUGCUUUCAGCUACAGAGAUGUGGACGAGUGCAAAGUGUUCGACCCCCAGGUGUGCAAGAGCGGCGUGUGCGUCAACCACAUCCCCGGCUACUCCUGCUACUGCACCACAGGCUACUACUACGACACCGUCCUGCUGGAGUGCAUCGACAAUAACGAGUGUGAGCGGGGGGACUCGUGCGAGGGGGGCCUGUGUAUAAACACAGUGGGCUCAUACUUCUGCUCCUGUGAGCCGCCAUUGGUGCUGGACGAUACCCAACGCCGCUGCAUCAACUCCACCAGCCUGACCGUAGACGAGAACCUGGCCUUCUGCUGGCAGCACGUCACCGCCAGCCUGGUGUGCCAGAGCCCCCUGCUGGAGGGGCAGGUGACGUUCACCGAGUGCUGCUGUCUCUACGGAGAAGCCUGGGGGCUUCAGUGUGCCCUGUGUCCCGCCCGAGACUCAGAUGACUACGAGGCACUGUGCAGUGUCCUGAGGACCCCCGUCUACACCCCGCCUUUCACGGGACGGGGGUAUGGCCCCUCCCGGGGUCCCACCCCCGGGCGGGGAUAUGGCCUGCCCUAUGACCCCGAAUCAUACCCCGAGCCCUUGCCUCCGGGGCCUGACUACUUCCGCCCGGGCUAUGACGAUUAUCCACCACCAGGGGGCAGGAGACCUGGCUACGGCGGCAUACCCGUGGACCCUUACGGAGUGCGGGAGCCUCCUUACAGCCAACCAGGUGCCGGUCGUUACUAUGAAGAGGACUUUGACCCGCGCUUUGUGCCGUCCGAGUCCGACCUCAGGCCCCCUUUCCGAAUAGUGGACCCUCUCACUGAGCCGGCCUAUGGGGCCCGGCCCCGCCCCCCCAGCCGGGGCGACCCCAGGAGCCUGAGCCUCGCACCCCUCCCUGAAAACUAUGAGGAGGAUGAGGACGAAGACGAGCAGGGCCCGUCCGAGCCCUGGAGAAGCUUCCUACCCCGGGAGGCCCCGCCCUACCCAGACUUCUCGGAGGGGAGGCUCAGCGAUGGACUCCGGCGAGAUACCUAUGAGAGGCGGUAUGAGUCGUACGAGGGCCUCGGCGCGGAGGACUGCGGGAUCCUGCACGGGUGCGAGAACGGCCGCUGCAUCCGCGUGGCCGAGGGAUACACCUGCGACUGCUACGACGGCUACCACCUGGACAUGACCUCCAUGACCUGCAUAGAUAUAAACGAAUGCGAGGAGGCGGACGACCUUGCAGCAGAGUGUGUGAAUGGCCAGUGCGUCAACACUGACGGCUCCUACCGCUGCCUGUGCCUGCGUGGCUUCAUCAUGUCCCGACGGCCCAAUCACUGCAUCCGGUCCCGCCCCUGAGUCCCGCCCCCCUCGCCCCGGCACCCAGGAGCCCCGCCCCUGCUGCAGCAACCUCGCCCGGUGACUCCAGGUUCUGCCCUCAGCCCGCAAAUGUAUCUGAUCCUGGGGAAGAGCAGGACAGGGUUUGCCUUUUUAGCGAGAGAAAUGUCACAGGCUGUCCAGUUUUUCUUUUUUUUUUUACUUCAGGUGAUUUCCAUGUUGCAACAAGCUUUUGUGGACUGGAUUUCACUUGGCAAUAUGUCAUUGAUUAGAAUAUGAAAUGGCAGGAACUCAACACACACAUGUCCGUUCACUUCCUUUUAUGUUCUUAUGCCCAUAGUUGAGAAGUAGGUAAAAGCAUUUUGAGGGGAGAGAUGAGCAGCAGUUGGUCGGACACUCUGUCGGAAUGCUACACUGUUCUCUUCAGGGGGUCACCUGAUGUGUUGGCUGUUCGAGAGAAAGGAACGGGGUCAUCCGUUCAGUGAACGCUCCUGUAGGGUGAGUCACACGUAGACGCGAAAAGAAAGAAGACACGUCCAAUUACUUCAUCCAUCGGAUGGGGCUUUUAGGUCUAGUGUGCUCUUCGACACUGAAAUGGCCGCCUGCUUUUGGAGUUCGGCCACCGGAGGCGCUGUUUGAAAUUCAGCGUGCUCCCGCCGGUGUUACGAACAUUUGGCCUUGCCCGCCAGUGGGUUCUGAAAAAAGCCAGACAGUUUAAUGGAAAUAAUGAACCAAAUUUUUAGUAGUUAAGAUGUUGUUUUAAGUGACAUUAGGAUUUAAUAUGUUAUGUGGAAAUUAUAAGAAAUGAUGGUAACACCAACAUAGAUGUCUGUUUAUGUGUUAUUUUUCUAUUAAUUUAUGUUGUUUGUGUAACAUUAAGCUACUUUUUAAAUGCAAUAGCUAUGAGAACAGUAAUGUGAUAUAAAAAUACCAACUGCUAUGUGCAGGUGAAUUCAAUUCACAUUUUUAGAAAACUAAACUGGUUUUAAAAAAUUUCCAAAGGACAGACUUCUUGCAAAAAAUUGUUUGGUCACCAACUUUUCAAAAAACCAUGUCUUUUCUCUUAGGGAAAAGAAACAUCAGAAAGUUCAGGUGUGUAUAAAAUGAUUUUGAACAUUGGUUACGUUUGAAACCAAAGUUUAAGAAACAUUCACAUUUUUACUACAAUUCAAGUCAUACAAUAUGCACAGUAAACAUAUGCUGUAGAAUAUAUUUUUUAUCACAUGCACAUUCUGUUGUUAAAAGGCAAAUUAUUUUGUUUUCUUUCAUAUUUGUUCAGGAACAUUCCCAUUUUGUCAGCACCUAAAAAUAUAUAACACUAUGCACUGUAUUUGACUUAACUCUUCUGUAAAUUUUAUAUGGUGUUACUGAUAUAUGUGAUUUAUUUUUGUUUCGUUUUUUACGUGUAAAACAUUUUUUUAAAUGUAUUUGCACACAUUCCAUUUGUAUUGUAUUUUACUGGAAUUUUUAUAGGUGUAGCUUUGUACAUUUGUAAUUUUUCUUCUCAAAGAUAAAGAUGUAACCGGAA